AUGGUCGGCUCCAUGGGCGUGCUCUCCGCCUCGGUCGCCAAGUCGACCGUGACCGAGUUCCUCGGCACGCUCUCCGCCUCCGCGGACGUCCUCGCGCUCGCCAAGGUCGAGGUCGAGCUCGGCGCCAUCCCCGAGGGCAAGAACGUCGUCAUCAAGUGGCGCGGCAAGCCCGUCUUCAUCCGCCACCGCACCCCCGCAGAGAUCGAGGAGGCCCGCCAGGUCGACUGGAAGGCCCUCCGCGACCCGCAGUCGGACGAGGACCGCGUCAAGAAGCCCGAGUGGCUCGUCAUGCUCGGCGUCUGCACCCACCUCGGGUGCGUGCCCAUCGGCGAGGCGGGCGACUACGGAGGAUGGUUCUGCCCCUGCCACGGCUCCCACUACGACAUCUCCGGCCGCGCCCGCAAGGGCCCCGCCCCCCUCAACCUCGAGGUCCCCGAACACGACUUCAACGAGGCCGAGGGCAAGCUCGUCAUCGGCUGA
This is a messenger RNA of Heterobasidion irregulare TC 32-1, 480 nucleotides long. RefSeq lists its product as uncharacterized. The transcript has 4 exons. Lineage: Eukaryota; Fungi; Basidiomycota; Agaricomycetes; Russulales; Bondarzewiaceae. Gene Ontology annotation, molecular function: quinol-cytochrome-c reductase activity; 2 iron, 2 sulfur cluster binding. The record is from RefSeq and is a predicted model, not a curated record. Gene Ontology annotation, cellular component: membrane. The coding region runs from base 1 to 480 and encodes 159 amino acids. Gene Ontology annotation, biological process: mitochondrial electron transport, ubiquinol to cytochrome c.